Messenger RNA from Colletotrichum fioriniae, 483 nucleotides. The record is from RefSeq and is a predicted model, not a curated record. Lineage: Eukaryota; Fungi; Ascomycota; Sordariomycetes; Glomerellales; Glomerellaceae.
AUGGCAGGUUGGUCUUACAGUAUGAAUGGCAACUUGGCCAAGGCACCUCGAUUCGACCAGGUCGAAGACUUUGACAAAAGCGAGUAUGAACUCUACAAAGUGCACAGCCAUAUCGAUAGCUUAGGGUUCUUCUGGGUCAACCUGGAUGCAGCUGAAAAGCCGGCGCUGAGCUGGGAGGAGCAGUUUGGCGGUGUUGAUAAACAACCCCGGCUAGAGAACUUCGACAUGAGCAACUACGAGUACGACCACACUUGGUCAAUGGAAGGGAAGUUCAACUGGAAAACACUGAUUGAGAAUUACAAUGAGGUUCGUGCAAUCAAUUUGAAGGUUUAUAGUCUCGCACCCUUCUUCAAGGGCAACAAGCAGAUGAACUACGGUCUCAACAAGUACUGGGUUGAGCACCUCGGUGCGAAAGGAGAGCAGCGUGCCAGCUCUGUCAGUCCUACGUACAUGUUUCCCAACGCUUCGGUCACUCUCACGUGA